Molecule: messenger RNA, 3625 nt
Organism: Ceratina calcarata
Lineage: Eukaryota; Metazoa; Arthropoda; Insecta; Hymenoptera; Apidae
Gene: Sec24AB
Product: Protein transport protein Sec24AB
Exons: 17
Coding region: 228-3416 (1062 amino acids)
Biological process (GO): COPII-coated vesicle cargo loading; endoplasmic reticulum to Golgi vesicle-mediated transport; intracellular protein transport
Cellular component (GO): COPII vesicle coat; endoplasmic reticulum exit site
Molecular function (GO): zinc ion binding; SNARE binding
Source: RefSeq, a predicted model, not a curated record
GGCUGCGUGGUUCGCGAUCAGUCCACGCGAGCGAAACUGGCGCGGCGAUCAACUGGGCUGCCACGUAAUGUUGUGUGUCUCGCUGACGAGGUGCGUAUCCUCGGCAAUUAACGUCGAAUUACACCGGAAAAAGUGUGAUGCGCGUCCCUCGGUGCACCGAGGCCUGAGCUACGCUUCUUCCUCGCCUUGGUAACGCCGCCCGUAAGCGAUCUUUCGAAGUUAUCAGAAUGUCUCAGCCGACUGACUAUCAGUACCAAGCGUAUGGUAACGGGAGUAACUUGAAAAGUGUUCCCCCGCCUCCGCAAAUGGUGAAUGGACAGGCAAGCACGGCGCACCAUAACGGCAUGCAACCAGCAAAUUACAAUUUCACUGGCACGUCGUCGUCGCAGUCGUCUCGCGAUCCGUCUAGGGAGACUUCGAGAGAUCCGUCGCCGACGCCGUAUCUUCACACUCAGUACGGACCGCCGCUGAGACCUCCGCUGCCUCCGAUACCUCAGAUGCCUGCAGUACCUCAAGUGCCGCCAAUGCCACCGGUGAACGGACAAAAUACGAUGAACCCGAGUCCGAUGAAUCCGAUGAUGCAAGCGAGGCCGCCACCGCUGUCGCAAAGUCAGCAAUACCCUCCGAUGUAUCAGGCGACGAAUCAGUUUCAAGUGCCAGUGACGAGAAGCCAACCUCCCAUGGAGCCAGCGAAGCCGUCGGUGAAUUCGCAAAUGGAACCGCCGAGGACUGUGGCCUACGAUCAGAAUUUGCCACAGGGUUCGCUGUUGGACUCGAAACCUCCUUACAAGGUUGACAGUGUCCAGGGUACGCAGGCGUACACGCAGCCACAAGAGAACGUGGUUACGCCGAGCUCGCAACCGCCCAGGGCGCAGAAUAUGUAUCAGCAAAAUCUUAUGGGGCAGAGGGGGUACCCUAAACCGGCGUACAACGUGCAGCACCCGAACACUAUGCCUUAUGGCAUGGCUGGCAGUGGACAAGUUCCAGCGAAAGUUCCGACUCCGACCGCAGGACAUCCCGGACAGAGAAUGUAUCCAGGCCAGCCUCCGAAUCCAAUGAACAUGCCACCUGAUUCGAUGAGUAAACGGUAUCCGGAAUCGUAUCCAGAUCAAAUAAAUCAAUUAAAUAAUCAAAUGAACACGAUGAACGUUUCGCAGUACGGUUACAACAAAUUAUGGGGAAUGGAGAGCGUCGACCUCUUGCAAUGUAGGAACAUUUUACCUCCGGAGAGAGUAGAACCACCAAAGAUCAAGCUUCACCAAGAGUUUCUAGACAGUGUUAAUUGUAGUCCAGAUAUUUUUCGCUGCACGCUCACAAAGAUUCCGGAAACGAAUUCUUUGCUGCAGAAAUCCAGGUUGCCUCUAGGAGUUCUAAUACAUCCUUUUAAGGAUUUAAAUCAUUUACCAGUAAUACAGUGCAGCACGAUAGUCCGAUGUCGUGCCUGUAGAACGUAUAUCAAUCCGUUUGUAUAUUUCAACGAUGCGAAAAGAUGGAAGUGCAAUCUUUGUUAUAGAGUAAAUGAAUUACCGGAAGAGUUUCAGUUCGAUCCCGUUACAAAGUCGUACGGCGAUCCGUCGAGGAGGCCAGAAGUGAAGACCAGUACAAUCGAGUUCAUUGCACCUAGCGAGUACAUGCUUCGUCCACCGCAACCGGCCGUAUAUCUGUUCGUCCUGGACGUUUCGAGGCUGGCAGUAGAGAGCGGUUACCUCAGCAUAGUCUGUGACGUGAUUGCCGACGAACUGUCGAGGCUGCCGGGCGAUAGUAGAACGCAGAUCGGCUUCUUGGCAGUGGACUCCGCGAUCCACUUCUUCGGCAUCCCCGACAAUGUGUCCCAGCCUCAGGAAAUGAUCAUGCUUGAUAUCAACGAUGUUUUUCUUCCUUGCCCGGACAAUCUGAUCGUUAAUUUGAAGGAACGGGAGGAAUUGGUAAGGGAUUUACUAGCUCAGUUGCCGACGAAGUUCCAAGGGACCCACGAUACGAAUAGCGCGUUGGGCGCGGCAUUACAGGCCGCGUACAAACUCAUGUCGCCAACCGGUGGACGUGUGACUGUGUUUCAAACUUGUCUGCCGAACAUCGGCCCAGGGAUUUUGCAAGCGCGCGAAGAUCCGAACAACAGGUCCAGCAAAGACGUGGCGCAUUUAAAUCCAGCCACAGAUUUCUACAAAAGAUUAGCGCUCGACUGCAGCGGGCAACAAAUCGCCGUCGAUCUAUUCCUUUUGAAUUGCCAAUACUGCGACCUAGCUACUCUUUCCGGCAUGUGUAAAUUCUCCGGAGGCUGCAUAUACCACUUGCCUCUGUUCCGGAGUUCGAUACCGCAACACGCGGACGCUCUCGGCAGAAUGUUGCGACGGUAUUUAGCCAGGAAGAUCGGUUUCGAAGCGGUGAUGAGAAUCAGGUGCACGCGCGGUUUAAGCAUUCACACGUUCCACGGGAACUUCUUCGUGAGGUCGACCGAUCUGCUCACUUUGCCUAAUGUGAACCCGGACGCUGGGUUCGGAAUGCAGAUCUCCAUAGACGAGAAUCUCUCCGAUUGCCAGAGCGUCUGUUUCCAAGCAGCUCUACUUUACACAUCCAGUAAAGGUGAAAGAAGAAUUAGGGUGCAUACACUGUGCCUGCCAGUAGUCUCCAAUUUGUCUGACAUUCUCCAUUCUGCUGAUCAACAGUGUAUAGUGGGCCUACUUGGUAAAAUGGCUGUGGACAGAUCUCUGCAGUCCUCCUUAUCAGACGCGAGAGACGCUCUGAUAAACGUGCCCAUCGACGUUCUGUCAGCCUACAAAUUGUCCCAGUCGGCGGGCUCCGGUGCGCUCCUCGCUCCAGGGAGCCUGAAAUUACUGCCUCUUUAUAUUAUCGCUCUGCUCAAAUGCGUCGCCUUCAGGUCGGGGACGAACACGAGGCUCGACGACCGGGUGUACGCGAUGUGCCAGUUGGACACUCUGCCGCUGUUUCAAUUGAUCCAGAUGAUUUACCCGGACCUGUACCCCGUCCACGCGCUCGACGACCGUAACGCGAAAGAUAUCGACGGGAAACUAUGCCCGCAACCACCGAGGUUGCACCUCUCCGCGGAGAAACUCGAUUCUAGGGGUGCAUUCUUGAUGGACACCGGCAAUCAAAUAUUCAUCCUCAUCGGGAAGAACAUUCACCCCUCGUUCUGCUGCAACGUCCUCGGCGUCUCUGCUUUCCCUUCGAUACCGGAGGAAUUCUACGAUUUGCCGAAGAUCGACACGCCGGAGAGCGAGAGGCUACGCAAUUUCGUAUUCAGCCUGCAAGAAGAGAAACCAUACGCAGCUUCUGUACAAAUCAUUCGGGACGACAGCCACUUCAGGACUCUGUUCAUCGAACGAUUGAUCGAGGACCGUUUCGAAAAUUCACUCAGUUAUUACGAAUUCUUGCAACAUAUUAAGACUCAAGUGAAAUAAUAAUAAAAGUAAUCAAAUCUCUGGAUUGAAUACAGGUAUAAAAAGCAAAUAGGGGUCGGGGAAAACGAAACAGAGGGACAUUAACGAGAAACCAUUGUUUGAUUAACAGUGAAAGUGUUUAGCAAUCGUGAACUGUGUUCAAGAUAAAAAAAGAAAACAGAUACGAACCUACAAAAACGAUUGUUCAAUCGACGAUUAGAAUAAAAAAA